Pomacea canaliculata is the source of this 4302-nucleotide messenger RNA. Its product is annotated as intraflagellar transport protein 122 homolog. The transcript is spliced from 28 exons. Lineage: Eukaryota; Metazoa; Mollusca; Gastropoda; Architaenioglossa; Ampullariidae. Gene Ontology annotation, biological process: intraciliary retrograde transport; protein localization to cilium; non-motile cilium assembly. Gene Ontology annotation, molecular function: protein binding. The record is from RefSeq and is a predicted model, not a curated record. The coding region runs from base 103 to 3663 and encodes 1186 amino acids. Gene Ontology annotation, cellular component: intraciliary transport particle A; non-motile cilium.
GCAAACCUCGUUUCCGGCACAUUCCUGUCAGUAGGACGCCAACUGUAUCCAAGAAAGAGAGAAGCCUUGCUGUUGUAGUGUCUACGAAUCGUUGUAGUCAUCAUGAGACCUGUGCUGACAUGGGUGGACAAAAUACAAGACAAAGAUAAAUUAGAUCAAUGUGUGUGGGAUUUGUGCUUUAAGCCAGAUGGAACUCAGUUAAUUGUGGCUGCAGGCAACAGAGUAUUGGUGUAUGAUGCCAAUGAUGGCACGAUGGUUCAGCCUCUCAAGGGACACAGAGAAACUGUUUAUUGUGUUGCAUAUGCACAUGAUGGGAAACGCUUUGCAUCAGGAUCAGCUGACAAGAGCGUCAUAAUCUGGACAAAUAAACUUGAAGGAAUUCUCAAAUACACACAUAAUGAUGCCAUUCAGUGCCUGUCCUAUAACCCAGUUACUCAUCAGCUGGCUAGCUGUGCUGUUUCUGAUUUUGGUCUUUGGUCACCCGAGCAGAAGUCUGUGUCAAAGCACAAAGUGAGUAGCCGAGUGACAUGUUGUAGCUGGACAAAUGAUGGUCAGUACUUGGCCCUUGGUCUCUAUAAUGGGCUAAUCAGCAUCAGAAAUAAGACUGGGGAAGAGAAGGUGAAAAUAGAGCGAGCACAAACCCAUCUUGCUCCUAUUUGGUCCUUGGCUUGGAAUCCUAGUCGGGAUGAACAGUAUGAUAUACUGGCAGUAGCAGAUUGGGCACAGCGCUUGUCAUUCUACCAGUUAUCAGGCAAACAGAUUGGCAAGGAUCGACAGCUUAAUUAUGACCCAUGCUGCCUUAAAUGGUUUUCCAAAGGAGAAUAUGUUGUCAUUGGGGGUGCAAACAAGCAGUGCACACUCUACACCAAAGAAGGAGUUAAUCUUGGUUUGAUUGCAGAACAGAAGUCAUGGGCCUGGGCAUGUGCCGUCAAACCAAACUCCAGCCAUGUGGUGGUAGGUUGCCAAGAUGGAACUUUAGCAUUUUACCAGCUGAUGUUUAGCACAGUUCAUGGUUUAUACAAAGACCGCUAUGCCUACCGUGACAACAUGACUGAUGUGAUUAUUCAGCAUCUGAUCACAGAUCAAAAAGUGAGGAUCAAGUGUCGAGACCUUGUGAAGAAAAUUGCUAUCUACAGAAAUAGGCUUGCGGUCCAGCUCCCAGAUCGAAUUGUAAUUUAUGAGCUGUACUCUGAAGAUGUGGCAGAUAUGCACUAUCGUGUAAAGGAGAAAAUUAACAAAAAGUUUGAGUGUAACCUGUUGGUGGUCUGUUCUCAGCAUAUCAUUCUUUGCCAGGAGAAACGACUGCAGUGCUUGUCCUUUCAAGGUGUGAAGGAAAGAGAAUGGGUAGUUGAAUCACUAAUCCGCUACAUCAAGGUCAUUGGAGGGCCUCCGGGUCGGGAGGGGCUGCUAGUUGGCCUGAAAAAUGGUCAGAUCAUGAAGAUUUUCACAGACAACCCAUUCCCCAUUCUGCUGCUAAAACAGAACACCUCUGUGCGCUGCCUGGACCUCAGUGCCAGCCGCAACAAACUGGCUGUGGUUGACGAGCAUAACACUUGUCUUGUCUAUGACCUGACAACCAAGGACCUCUUGUUCCAAGAACCAAAUGCUAACAGUGUGGCCUGGAACAACAGCUAUGAGGACAUGCUCUGUUUUUCUGGCAAUGGCAUGCUUAACAUCAAGGCCAGCAACUUUCCUGUACACCAGCAGAAGCUGCAGGGAUUUGUGGUGGGCUUUACUGGCUCAAAGAUAUUUUGUCUCAAUGUGUAUGCAAUGUCAUCCGUUGAUGUUCCCCAGUCUGCUCCAAUGUAUCAAUACUUGGAAAAGAAAAUGUUUAGGGAUGCGUACAAGAUUGCUUGCCUUGGUGUAACAGAGGGAGACUGGGAGGUUCUAGCUCACGAGGCUCUGGAGGGGCUUGACUUUGAAACUGCAAAAAAAGCCUUUAUACGAAUUCGACACCUUCGAUAUCUGGAGCUUAUUCACAGCAUUGAGGAGAGGAAAAGACGAGGUGAGAAUGACAAUAUGGUGUUCCUGGCAGAUGUGUACAGCUACCAAGGCAAGUUUCAUGAGGCAGCCAAGCUGUACAAGAAAGCCAGCCAAGAGCAGAAGGCUUUGAACAUGUACACUGACCUUCGUAUGUUCGAGUAUGCAAAGGAGUUUAUUGGGUCUGGUGAUCCCCUUGACAAGAAAUUGCUGAUGACAAAGCAGGCUGAUUGGGCAAAGAGCAGUAACGAACCUCGCACAGCGGCUGAGAUGUACAUCUCUGCUGGAGAGCAUCUUAAAGCCAUAGAGAUUAUUGGUGAACAUGGCUGGUUUGACAUGAUGAUAGAUCUGGCACGGAAACUGGACAAGGCAGAUCGAGAAGCCCUUAGUCGAUGUGCCCACCAUCUCUCACGGCUGGAGCAAUAUGGUUAUGCAGCUGAAGUCUUUGCUAAGAUGGGUGAUAUGAAGUCUCUCAUCGCCAUGAGAGUAGAGGCCAAACAUUGGGAUGAUGCUUUUACCCUAGUAGAGAAACAUCCGGAGUACAAGGAAGAUGUCUAUGUGCCAUAUGCUCAAUGGUUAGCUGAAAAUGACCGCUUUGAAGAGGCACAGCAAGCCUUUCAUAAAGCUGGGCUGCAGGAAGAUGCUGUGAAGGUUCUGGAGCAGCUGACUGUGAAUGCUGUGGUAGAGAGUCGUUAUAAUGAUGCUGGCUACUACUUUUGGAAGCUGUCGAUGCAAUGUCUGGACAUUGCCAAAGAUGAUCCCGACAAGGAGAAUGAGAUGCUGAAGAAGUUUUUUGAAUUCCAGACCAAAGCUGAAGUAUACUAUGUCUAUCACACUAUAUACAGACAUGUGGUUGAGCCCUUCACUUCAGUGCUGCCUGAAGGUUUGUUUAACAUGUCUCGCUUCCUGCUGCACUGCUGCACUGAGUCUCAAAUUCCUAAAGGCAUCUCUAAAGCAUCCACUUUGUACACACUGGCUAAGCAGAGCAGAAACCUUGGGGCCUACAAGCUUGCUCGCCAUGCUUUUGAGCACCUAAAGAACCUGCGCAUUCCUCAUAGGUUUCAGAAUGCAGUGGACCUAGGUUCCCUUACCAUCCAAGCCAAACCUUUCCAUGAUGCUGAGGAAUUAAUGUCUAUGUGUUACCGCUGUUCUACAACCAACCCUCUUCUUAACAACAAUCGCAACAGAUGUGUCAACUGCAAGCAACCAUUUGUAUAUUCUUUUGUCAAUUUUGAGGUGUUGCCCUUGGUGGAAUUUUCUCUGGAGGAAGGUAUGACGGAUGAAGAGGCUGUGCACAUUCUGGACAUGUCUGUUCCCCGCAGAAAGAAAGAACGUAACUGGCAGGAGCAGCGUAUGGCUAACAUGCAGUCUCUCCGUUUGGGAGCAGAAGAGGAGGAAGAGAUGGAAGAUCCUUUUUCUUCAAAAGUGAAAAGCUUUGGAGAAAAUGAGGAUUUUGAGCCAGUGGUUGUGAACAGAGCUUUCCUUAAAACUAUGUCACGUUCAGAGGUGUACAUACUGAAGUGGCCAAAACCCUUACGCUAUCGUUUUUUUCGUUCUCUUCUGCCAGAUGUUACCAUCACAAUCUGCCCUUCUUGCAGAAAGCUUUUCCACACUGAUGACUUUGAGCAGCAGUACCUGCUAAGAGGCCACUGUCCAUUUUGCCGCUGCAUGCUGGAUGAUUGAAUGUUGCUGAUUCAGUGAACCUCUUUGAUCAGUGUGAUGGUUGACUAGUACACCUACAUAAAUUUUCAGCAGAUUAAGUCUGCUAUCAGCUGAAACAGAAAGAUAGGGAGAGAAGAAUGUACAGUGUGGCAAUAGAGAGAGCAGUAAUGUACUUCACAGUUUCAGGAGAACUGGUACAUUGCCGUGACCAGUCUAAAAAAUGUGUAAAUGGAAAACAAAGAUAUCAGUAGAUCUGAUGUGACACUUUAUAACCACACCCAUUGGGUACAAAAGACAAAGGAACAUUUCAAGGAGGCCUUGCACUCGUGAAAUAAAACGACUUUUGUGCACUUAAUCCUUGUGUAUUACAGAUAUACUGCUAUAUUUUUCCGUCCAUCAACAUUCCAGAGAAUUUGUAGUUUCAUUAAACUUCUUAGUUUGGUUUGUAAUGCAGUCUUUCUAGCAUUUGUUACUUUAGUCCCUGUACAGAAAAUGAUGCAAUUCCAGUUUACAGAAAUUUAGACUUGAUCUUUGGGUAGACACUGAAGAGUAUUUAUAAAAUAUUGAAGAUAUUUGAAGACACGAAGGAGAUGAAACAGGUAAUGGUUAACAGAUCUAAAUGGAUAUUUAUUUUACAUUAAACUGAACGCACAAAAUAUG